ACUAAUCGAACGUGUCACGAACCUAAAAUACAAACUUUUGAUGUGAAUGUUCUGUAGUGUAUUUUGCACUCGUUUUCAGACCAAUGACAGCAUGUCAUUUCAGAUCAUAGACUCUGAUGAGAUUCCUGUAUUCUCAAGCAGUCCCUCUUCACCGGCAGUGCACUCUGCGGCUCCUAUGUUCAGCAAUUUGGAGUUUGUGGCAAAGGAUGAUACGGCUGGACAGACAAACUCCACACCUCUUGAUGGGUCACUGUAUCAGACAAUGUCAACAUCAAAUUUUGUUUUGAAAGAUGAUAAAAGUAAAGUGGAACAGUCUGUGAAUGAGACAACUUUAGAUGGUCGAGUAUGGACACUCAGUGAUUUUAUAACCACAACCAUCUCCAGCAGCCAAUCACCACUCUUACCAUUUGAAUCUGUAGCCCCAAUUGAUGCGAGUCAUUCUAUAUCUGUGAGCAUGAGUACAUCGGGAACCAGUUUUGUACCAGUAACUGUUAGCUUGAGUACUUCGGGAACCAGUUCUGUCCCAGUAACUGUUAGCUGGAGUACCUUGGGAACCAGCUGUGUUCCAUUAACUGUUAGCUGGAGUACUUUAGGAACCAACUCUGCUCCGGUAAAUGUUGAUUACAGUGCUUUACGAAACACCUCAGCGCAAGCUGGUAGCUUGGGCAGUAAUAAUAACAUACUGCAGCAGGAUAAUGUACAGUUUUCAGAUACAUAUGAACGGGUAUCAUUUGAUGGUCCACACUUGCAGGAGAGUAACUUGUUUGCACAAGCUUCACCUCAAGAUGGUAAAAAAGCAUUUGAUCUGUCACCACUUCCAUCAGAAUCAAGGUCACAAGAACAGAAUUUAGGAGGGAUCCAGAAUAUCAAUAACCAGUGUUACGAGGCAGCUAUUAGCGAGCAUUUUGGACGUAAAAAACAUUCUAAAAUUGGUCAGUAUGUGUCAAAAGUGAAAAACUCGAAACCUCAUUCUGGGCUAUCCCAAGUGUAUGAUAAACUACAGAGAGUAUCGCCUGGACAGAGUCCAGUCCAUCGCAUUAAACAGAAGACUGAUUUUAGCAAGUCACCAAUAACUAGUCCAGCGGCAGUGAAAGAAACUGCAUCAGAAGAUUCUAAUGUGACAAAAUCAACAUUUUCAACAUUCACAAUGCCCAGCAUUCCAUCUCCGUCGUCACCGUUUUCUGCACGAUCGCAUUCACCCAUUCAAGCAGACGGUCAAAAAUCUCCAAAAUCCCCUAAAGGAGAGACGGACAUUAAAAAAUAUCGCUACAAUCAGACGGCAUUAGCUUUACAGCAAUCCGGUUUAAUGAAAACCACCAUAAAAACUGCCGAACUGCUACGGAAAAGUCGACUUCUGCAGCAAGAACUGUCCAAGUUACGUAAAGAGACAGCAGUAUUUGUUCACAUGGUUCUUAACAAUCCAGAAAAUAAGCAUAUUAAAGAUAUGUACAUGCCAGAGCAGGAGGAUAAUUCAAAGCCGCAAUGAAAAUCUCAUAGUUAUUUAGCAAUAAUUGUUCUUUGUUUCAGGGAAGCAUUUCUAUUUUUAGCUCCCACCAACUUUGUUCAGGUUGAUCUAUUAUUAUAGGAGGGAUGGUCUUUUUCUGUCUACCUGCAUCAAUAUUAUACGCCCGUUUGAAAAACGGGACGUAUU
Mercenaria mercenaria is the source of this 1651-nucleotide messenger RNA. RefSeq lists its product as uncharacterized. Gene Ontology annotation, biological process: negative regulation of circadian rhythm; negative regulation of DNA-templated transcription. Bases 47 to 1486 code for a protein of 479 amino acids. The transcript has 6 exons. NCBI's taxonomy places the organism in Eukaryota, Metazoa, Mollusca, Bivalvia, Venerida, Veneridae. Gene Ontology annotation, cellular component: nucleus. The record is from RefSeq and is a predicted model, not a curated record.